AUGGCUGAUUCAACAGUAGUUGAUGUAUCGAAAAUGAAAGUAAUCGAUUUACGCAAAGAGCUGAAAUCACGGGGCUUGUCUUACGCGGGAGAUAAAGCAGAACUUGUGUCGCGCCUUCAAGCAGCAAUGUCUCAGGAUGACCACGGAGAUAUUAACUUAGACUCUGACGAAAUUGAUUCGGACGGAGUUCUCGAGGACGAAGACGAUAAAAGUCAGACCGAUAUUCUUGAUGAUACUGGUGUGGAUACUAUAAACGAAGAAUUAGCUCUUGCAGAUAACCUGCUUACAAAAGAUCCGGCUGAUGAAAAGCAGCACAAAGUUCUCAAACGAAAAAUAUCAGAAACUGAUAAGAGUUCCAAAGUUGGUGACAAUAAUAAAGAAGUUGGAUCUAGAAAAAUCGUAUUAAAUAGAGCUACUUCUGUUAAUUCAGUGACGCCAAGACCAGCCACUGAGACUACAGAUGAAAAAAAAACUGAUGAUACUAAAACUGAAAAUGCCAAAGUCAGAAUAACUGCUGAGAUUGACCCUAAAACCAGGUUAGAAAUGAGAGCCAAAAGAUUUGGUUUACCAGUCAAAAUGAGUGAAGAUGAAAGAAAAGAAGCAAGGAAACAGAGGUUUGGUCAAAAUAGUUCCAUUGAUAGAAAAAUUACUGGGCCCAGUGGUUCUUUAUCAGAGAACCUUGACAAACUUAAACAAAGAGCUGAAAGGUUUGGUCAGUCUGUAUCCAAAAUUAUGACAGAUAUUGAAAAUAAAGAAAAGCUGGAAAGACGCAAGGCUAAGUUUGGAACAGUCCAAUAG
This is a messenger RNA of Chilo suppressalis (striped riceborer), 798 nucleotides long. The record is from the annotation of a GenBank genome assembly. NCBI's taxonomy places the organism in Eukaryota, Metazoa, Arthropoda, Insecta, Lepidoptera, Crambidae.